AUGCUGCUCCUCGCUCAGACUGCCGCACGCGCCGCCGGCCGGCACAUGAUCUCGAGGCUCGGAGCGUGUGUCGAGGCAACCAAACUGGACAGCGCCGACCUCGUCACUGCCGUAGAUGCCGAGUGCCAGGAGAUCGUCGAGCGGCACAUCCGGGAGCGCUACCCGACGCACGCGCUCUUGGGCGAGGAGAGCGUUGCACCCGGCAUUGAGGCGGCGAUGGACGCGCUGCGAGUGAGCAGCGCCGCCUCCGAGUAUCUUUGGAUCAUCGAUCCGGUCGACGGCACGACCAAUUUUGUCGCCGGACUGCCCCUCUGCGCGGUGUCGGUCGGUCUCACGCGGCGCGGCGAGCGGCUCGCGGGCGUGGUCUACGAUCCGUUCCGCGACGAGCUCUUCAGCGCGUGGAGAGGCGAGGGCGCCACCCUCAACGGUGCGCCGAUGCGGGCGAGCGGCUCAGCCUCCCUGAGCGAGGCUGUCCUCUGCGCCUGCGCGCCCCACAACCCGGCGGCGAUGCGGCCGGCGCUGCGGUCCAUCGAGGCGGUGAUGCCCGUCGCCCGCUCGGUCCGCAUCCUGGGGUCGGGCGUGCUCAACUUUGCGUGGGUGGCGUGCGGGCGGCUCGAUGCCUACUGGGAGCCCGAGCUGGCGCCCUGGGACUCGGCGGCGGGCACGCUGCUCGUCGAGGAGGCGGGCGGGUGCGUCAGCGACAUGGACGGCUCGCCGUAUCGCCUUCGCACGCGCGCGGUGCUCGGAAGCGCUCCCGGCGUGCACGUUGAGCUGCAGCGGCUGCUUGAGGGCGCGCUCGCGACGAGGAGCGAGGAUCUGGAGGGGGCCUAG
This is a messenger RNA of Emiliania huxleyi CCMP1516, 831 nucleotides long. RefSeq lists its product as hypothetical. The record is from RefSeq and is a predicted model, not a curated record. Bases 1 to 831 code for a protein of 276 amino acids. Lineage: Eukaryota; Haptophyta; Isochrysidales; Noelaerhabdaceae. Gene Ontology annotation, molecular function: inositol monophosphate 1-phosphatase activity. The transcript has a single exon. Gene Ontology annotation, biological process: signal transduction; phosphatidylinositol phosphate biosynthetic process; inositol metabolic process.